This is a messenger RNA of Tribolium madens (black flour beetle), 820 nucleotides long. Its product is annotated as acyl-coenzyme A thioesterase 13-like. The record is from RefSeq and is a predicted model, not a curated record. Gene Ontology annotation, molecular function: fatty acyl-CoA hydrolase activity. The coding region runs from base 115 to 564 and encodes 149 amino acids. NCBI's taxonomy places the organism in Eukaryota, Metazoa, Arthropoda, Insecta, Coleoptera, Tenebrionidae. The transcript has 3 exons.
UAUUUUGAAGCGUGAUUCAGCAAAGAUAAGAAUUAACCUAACACAUAUUUAAGUGAAUUUAUCUUAAAGUGAUAAAGAGAAUUACAUAUUUAUAUACUUAAUAGAUAUUUGCGUAUGGUAAAAAUUUUUGCUGAAAAUAUGACUGGACUUCCCUUAUUAAAAAACGUGGCUGCACUUUCGAAAUUUUUACAAGGACAACAAACAUCAUUCGAUCGAGUGUUACAAAAGGUAAAUGUAAUUUCAAUCGGAAACGGCAAAUGUUCCGUCGAAUUGAAAGUAGGCGACGAUCACGUUGAUCAAAAAGGAAACUUGCACAUUGGUUUAUCGAGCACUCUUGUUGAUUGCAUUUCUGGAUUUGCGUUAAUGUCACAAAUUCCGAAUGUACAUGUAACUACCGAUAUAAAUAUGAAUAAUAUUAAAUGUCCUAAAAUUGGUGAUGAAAUUGUUAUUGACGGUCACGUUAAUCGAAUUGUCGAUAAUUUGGCGUUUCUAGAAGUAAAAAUUAUGAAUAAAGCGACAGGAGAAUUGUUAAUUCAAGGUACACAUACGAAAUAUGUAUUGUAAAUUCAAAUUUCCUUGAUACGUAAUACAUUAUUAUUAUUUUUUUCAAAAACAAUUUUGUUGUCGUAGUUUGAGCAAACCGAAAUGCGCAAAUUGGCGUUAAAUGUUACUUAGGGCGGGAUAAAACAUACAAAUCUGAUCUUAAAAAUUGUAUUUGGACGUGAUAAAUCAUAAUUAUAAUGAAUUAUUUUUAUUAUAAGACUUAACAUGUAAUCCUAUGUACACCCAAAAAUCUCAAAUAUAUAUUUUUUUAAUCUGG